Messenger RNA from Mesoplodon densirostris (Blainville's beaked whale), 2318 nucleotides. It is a transcript of the gene HS1BP3, whose product is annotated as HCLS1 binding protein 3. The transcript is spliced from 7 exons. The coding region runs from base 70 to 1098 and encodes 342 amino acids. Gene Ontology annotation, molecular function: phosphatidylinositol binding. NCBI's taxonomy places the organism in Eukaryota, Metazoa, Chordata, Mammalia, Artiodactyla, Ziphiidae. The record is from RefSeq and is a predicted model, not a curated record.
GCCCCGGACGCGGCGACGCCGGCGCCCGCGUGUCUCGUGACCGCGCGCCCCACCCGGAGCUUCGCCGUCAUGCAGUCCCCGGCGGUGCUCGUCACCUCCAGGCGAGUUCAGAAUGUCCACACAGGCCUGGACCUGACCGUGCCCCAGCACCAGGAGGUGCGGGGCAAGAUGAUGUCAGGGCAUGUGGAGUACCAGAUCCUGGUGGUAACCCGGCUGGCUGCAUUCAAGUCGGCCAAACACAGGCCUGAGGAUGUCGUCCAGUUCUUGGUCUCCAGAAAGUACAGUGAUAUCGAGGAGUUCUACCAGAAACUCAGCAGUCGCUAUCCAGCGGCCAGCCUUCCCCCGUUCCCCAGGAAGGUGCUGUUUGUUGGGGAGUGUGACAUCCGGGAGAGGAGAGCCAUGUUCGAUGAGAUCCUGCGCUGCGUCUCGAAGGAUGCUGAGUUGGCAGGCAGCCCUGAGCUGCUAGAAUUCUUAGGUACCAGAUCCCCCGGGGCUGCGGAUCUCAGCAGCAGAGAUUUCUCUGUCCUGGACACAGACAGCCAAGGGGGGGACGACGGGGAUGCUUUCGACUUCUUCCAGCAGCAGGACCAAGUGGAGGGUGAGGGUCUCCCCACGCUGGACCAGAAGGGCCAGGAUGCAGGGAAGUCCUCAGAGGAGGAGGUGGAGGAGGCCCUGGACCCUCUGGGCAUCAUGCGCUCCAAGAAGCCCAAGAAACGCCCGGAGGAAGUGGCCGUGAAGCCCAAACCCUCGCCCUGUCUCUCCAUCUUUGAUGAGGAGGUGGACCCCGACGAGGGGCUCUUUGGCCCGGGCAGGAAGCCCUCUCCCCGGAGCCCUGCAGAGGACGCACCCCCCAGGGACUGCAGCCGAGGACAGGCUAGGACUUCUUCUGACCCCUCUGCAGCCCUGAAGCUGUUUGACGAUCCUGACCUCGGCGGAGCCGUCCCCCUGGGUGACCCCUUACUGCUGCCAGCUGCCCACGGGAGUGGAGGACCCCCGUCCCGCCCAGGCUGCAGGGAGGCCUCCGAGGAGCUGUUCAGGAAGAGUUACGUGGUGCUGGACAUGCGAUCCCGGGAGGCUGUCACCAGCCCCCCUCGUUAGCAACCGCGGGCUGUUAGCCUUCCGAGUGCCCGCCGAGCCUGAGUCACGGCGACGGCUCCUUGUCGUUACAUCUCCCCACGGCCCCUGGCAGCUGUUCACGCUCAUCCUGUGUCCUCACCGCUGACAUCCAGGCAGCAGUACUCCCUGGGAGAAGCUGGGACUGUUGUUAUGUGCUUUCGGGGUGACACUGAGGCCCAGGGAAGCAGGUCAGCCCCGGGGAGCCUCUGCCGUUUCCAGGACUCAGCAUGUCCUAGCGGGGCAGAACCAGUGGGACCUUUGGACAUUGUUUAUAUUAAAUCCAUUACACUGGCACUUUCCAGCCCGUGUUCUAUGGAACGCCGGUCUGGGGGGUUUGAAAGGUGUUACCUUCAAAGGCUUUCUGUGGCCAGAUGGCCGGGUUAAGCAGGACUUCCCAAGCCUUUAGUGUGUGGGCACGCGUGGCUCAAGGGCGAUGCUACGCAGCAUUUCACGUUCCGGUUGGCCCCUGGGACCCUUUCCUUUGUAAGGCCUCCUACAUCCCACGGGGCUCUCUGGGAGCCACUGCCUUGGAGAACGUGAGUCCUGCGACCCUGCCUUUGCUCUACCAGACAUCUGGUAGAAUUACCCUCUUGAGAGCAGGAGCCAUAUUUUAUUUUUCUUUGUAUGUGUCCUGGGACUAUCCAGGCGGUAAUCGGGCUUCCUUAUGAUAAACUUCCUAAUAUUCAUCCAUCCAUCAGUGCUUUCAUCAUCCCUUUAUUCCAUCACUGGCAUCUGCCAUCCGCCAUCCUGAGGCAGCAUGGAGGGGCCCUUGAGCCGGGUAUGGAGUCUGAGAAGCCCCCAUUCCCUCUUGCUCUGGGGCCCCAGUUUUGGUCUUUAGUCAAGUUCUGCAGGGACCUGGGGGAGAGGAGUGGACCUGGGAUCUUCAGACCUCGCUCCAGCCCCUCGGCGGUUGACCUUACACCUGCAGGGCCUGCAAGAGAGGGGAGCUGGACCUUGUGUCAGUGGGACCUGUUUUUACCCAUGACUCAGGGAGCCCAGUUGGAAAUAGGGUGCUUGGCAAGAGAUGCUGUGUGGCCACCUGUAUCCCGGGUGUGACUGCCCCACACUCCUCCUCAGAGCAAAUCCAGCUCCUGAUUCGCUCCAAAGAGUCAUCGCUUUGCCAAGCAGUAUAAAUCCUGAACUCCGACACAAGCUUUUAGCUGCUGCUUUAUUUCCCUAAGGGCCCCUGUUGGAGGAUAAUU